CCAUGUCCGGCUCCGGCAGGAAAGACUUCGACGUGAAACAUAUCCUUCGCCUCCGCUGGAAACUGUUCAGCCACCCCUCGCCGGCGGGCGGCCCGGCGGGGGGGGGCUGCUUGCCGCCCGACAGCAGCUUCGAGCACUGGGGGCCCAGCCAGAGCCGCCUGCUGAAGAGCCAGGAGAGAGGAAACGGCGCCUUCUGGAAGAAAUCCGCCUCCUCCGCCUCCUCGGCGGCCACCACCGCCAGUCCGCCCAACGGGACGCUGCUGCCCGCCGGCGGCCGGCCCCGCGGGGGGCACGGCCCGGGGCCUCCGCCGCCCCGCACCGUCUUCUACGUGGAGUCCCUGGAGGAAGAAGAGGAGGAGGCGGAGGCGGCGCCCGGCAGGAUGGAGGUCGCCCGGGAACCCGAGAAGCCCCUGGCGCCGCCGGAGCAGAAGGAAGCGCCGAGGGGCUGCGCGGACGGCGGGUGUCCUGCAACAGGUGACGGAGGAGGGCACAGGCUGUCAGCAGCCAGCCAUCCUUUAUCACCUCACUGCGACAUAGAUUCAAGUACCUCUGAGGAAUUCUACCAGGCUGUUCACCACGCUGAACAAACCUUCAGAAAAAUGGAGAGCUACCUGAAGCAACAGCAGCUCUGUGAUGUUAUCCUGAUUGCUGGGGAUCGCAAGAUACCUGCUCACAGACUUGUUCUUAGUUCUGUCUCUGACUACUUUGCUGCCAUGUUUACAAGUGAUGUUUGUGAAGCCAAGCAAGAAGAGAUCAAAAUGGAAGGCAUUGACCCUAAUGCAUUAUGGGAUCUUGUUCAGUUUGCAUAUACAGGCUGCCUAGAAUUGAAAGAGGACACUAUUGAAAAUCUUCUAGCAGCUGCCUGCCUCCUCCAGCUCCCACAAGUAGUAGAGGUUUGCUGCCAUUUUCUAAUGAAGCUUUUGCACCCAUCCAACUGUUUGGGAAUACGAGCUUUUGCUGAUGCGCAGGGAUGCACAGAGCUUAUGAAGGUGGCUCACAACUACACUAUGGAGAAUAUAAUUGAAGUUAUAAGAAAUCAAGAAUUUUUACUUCUACCAGCUGAAGAACUCCAUAAACUUCUUGCUAGCGAUGAUGUGAAUGUUCCUGAUGAAGAAACCAUUUUCCAUGCUUUAAUGAUGUGGGUGAAGUAUGAUAUGCAGAGGAGAUGCAGUGACCUAAGUAUGCUGCUCGCAUAUAUAAGACUACCACUGCUUCCACCUCAGAUCCUGGCUGACCUAGAAAACCAUGCACUUUUUAAGGAUGACCUAGAAUGCCAGAAACUUAUUCUGGAAGCCAUGAAAUAUCACCUUUUACCAGAGAGAAGAACUCUCAUGCAAAGUCCAAGAACUAAACCUAGAAAAUCUACAGUUGGGACACUUUAUGCUGUUGGAGGAAUGGAUAACAGCAAAGGUGCUACAACUAUUGAAAAGUAUGAUCUCAGAACAAAUAUAUGGAUCCAGGCUGGAGUGAUGAAUGGCAGGAGGCUUCAAUUCGGUGUUGCUGUCAUCGAUGACAAGCUGUUUGUCAUUGGAGGUCGUGAUGGUUUAAAGACAUUGAACACUGUUGAAUGUUACAAUCCAAAGACAAAAGCUUGGACUGUGUUACCACCAAUGUCAACACAUAGGCAUGGUUUAGGAGUUACAGUGCUUGAAGGGCCUAUUUAUGCAGUGGGAGGCCAUGAUGGUUGGAGCUAUUUGAAUACAGUUGAGAGAUGGGACCCUCAAAGUCAGCAGUGGACAUUUGUGGCAAGUAUGUCAAUUGCCAGAAGCACUGUUGGAGUAGCAGCAUUAAAUGGCAAAUUAUAUUCAGUUGGAGGUCGAGAUGGAAGCUCAUGUUUGAGUUCAAUGGAAUAUUAUGAUCCUCAUACAAAUAAAUGGAAUAUGUGUGCUCCAAUGUGUAAGAGAAGAGGAGGUGUAGGAGUGGCUACAUGUGAUGGCUUUCUUUAUGCAGUUGGAGGUCAUGAUGCUCCUGCUUCUAACCACUGCUCACGACUACUGGACUAUGUAGAAAGGUAUGAUCCAAAAACUGACACAUGGACAAUGGUGGCUCCACUGAGUAUGCCUCGAGAUGCUGUUGGUGUCUGUCUCCUUGGUGACAGGUUGUAUGCAGUAGGUGGAUAUGAUGGGCAAACAUACUUGAACACUAUGGAAGCCUAUGACCCUCAAACUAAUGAAUGGACACAGAUGGCUUCCUUAAAUAUCGGAAGAGCUGGUGCCUGUGUUGUAGUCAUCAAGCAACCAUGACUUUGUCAGCACUGCUUAGGACUUUACUGACUGUGAAAUGAUUAUUUUUCUAUCAAGACAAGAACAACUUCACAUGAACAUGGAUUUACGCAAUGAAUACUGUGUUGAUGACAAAUUUGAAGAAGCAUGAGUGAGAAAUAUAGAGGAUUUAUACCAAAUAAAAUCAUAAAAAUUAUUCAUUCCGUGAAGAAGAAAAAAAUUAGAUUGCUGUAGGCAUAAAUAUGUAAGCAUUCAAUAAUAUAUUCUGUACUGUUCUCUCAAAUGUGUUGUAGAGAACUGGAUAAUUAAAAGCAUCAAGGGACAGCUCUACAUAAGAAUCAGAAAGGAAUUCAAGAGUGGCUUUCACAGCUUUAAGAGUUUUAACAGUGGAAACAUAAAAGUAUAUUUAAUGACUUUCAAACUCUUGUUUGCUUGUUUGUUUGUUUUUUGAGAGAAAAGUAGAUAAUACAAUUUUUCUAUUGAGGUCUUUUCUUCAAAUUGGUUAUGGCUUUCCCGUCUAGACAGGUAGUUAUUUUAAGGAAGACAAUUAGAUCUUACUGAAGUGCAGAAAAAGAAAAGUCUGGAUAUUCAAUUUUAAUUUGUAAUGAUUAAGCUCUUGCUGUACAGUAGGAAGAAAAAAAAAACAAACUAACUAAACAUCCAAGAUUAUAUUAUUGUUUAGAUUGUACCUCCUUGCAUCUUAGAAUCUAUGAGGGAAAAACCCGAGUAUCCAAUCUAAUAAUACGCAAAGCAAGCCUUUGUCUACGAUGGGGUCUUGUUGCAAAUAUGGGAGUCAAAAGGACAAUGUCCUAAUUCUUUCUUAAUUUUAUAUUCACUUUAUGCACGCGAGUUCUAAUCAUGUUGUUCAAUGCACCUUCUCUAUAUCAAAAGCUCAUAAAUGGAUGGAAAAUAGAUACUAUUUCUUCAUUACCUCAGGUAAAAGGUAAACCGUUACCAGAAGAGACUAUAGAGCCUCUUCUCAUUUGAACUGACAGAUCCAAUGACAUUUCAAAAGGGAUUAAAAAAAAAAAAAAGCCCCUAUAUUUUAUUUCUUUCUGGCAUUCAUACCUACACAAUGCUGCCUGAUUAGUUUGACCAAUUUAUUACUUUCCACUUCUACAAGUAGGAAACAAACAAGUAGAUACAACUGAGAAUAUAUGCAAGUGGAAUUAGGCAAAAUUAGACUAUUUUAUCAAAUAAUUUCUACACUAAUCAAAUAUGUGCUUCCUGUUAAGAGUUAAUCAUCUCUAGCAGCAGUGGUACACUCCACUUUUGACUUGACAGUAUAUUCAACAUUGAAAUUUUCUAUAAAAUCAUAGAAUCAUAGAAUCACUCAGGUUGGAAAAGACCUUAAGAUCAUUGAGUCCAACCACAACCUAACCAUACCACCGUAAUUCUAACAACCCUCCGCUAAAUCACGUCCCCGAGCACCACAUCCAAACAGUUUUUAAACACAUCCAGGGAUGUUGACUCAAUCAACUCCCUAUUCCAGUGUUUAACAACCAUUUCUGUAAAGAAGUGUUUCCUAAUAUGCAGCCAAAGCUUACUUCGGUGCAACAUAAGGCCAUUUCUGCUUGUCUUGUCACCUGUCACCAGUGAGAAGAGACCAACCCCACUCUUGAUGUAAGCACCUUUCAGAUAUUGGAAGAGAGCAUUAAGGUCUCCCCUCAGUCUCCUUUUCCCCAGACUUAAGAGCCCCAGUUCCUUCUUGGUCAAAGCACUGUAAUGCUACUGUACUCUGUCACUAGUAAUUUUGAUAAGGAAUUCUCAUGACAGUUAGAAGAGCUUUCCUAGUACAAACCAGCUGAGCUGGAAAAAGAUAUAGUGUCUCCAGCUUUAUACAGAAAUGAAGAUGUAUCUAAUCUUUUUAAGAGCAUUAGCAUGCAUGGAGAUCUUCGCUUCCUGACACAAAGUGAACAUCAGUUCUGAAGCCUAAGUAUGCCAUUUUAAUUCUUUUGUCUACUAAUAAGAAAUCAUCUGCAAAACAUUUAAUAUUUUUUUUUUUGAAAUCUGUGUUUGAACUGCAAUUACAGUAUUUCUUCUGCAAACAAUUAUUUUUCUAUCACUGUAACACCUUGUUUAGUAACAGAUGUUACGAGUCAACAAAUUUUGCUUCACAAAAUAAUAAGCUUUUAAGACCAAACCAUGAAUUAGAAAUUUAAUUGCAAUUAAAUCUGACAUUAAUAUGCAGUUCUCCUAUACAGAUACCUAAUAAAUUUUAAAAAAUAAUUUUAAUUCUAUUUCCACAAAUUCCUUUUGAUUAUAUUCAUACACAAUAUAAAUAUACUUGCUCUAAUACUAACCUUCAAAAACUAAUUUUUAUAAUUGAAGUCUGACAGGUAUUAUUUUUUUCUCUCUCUGCUUUGAUCAUUUUUAUCUUUCGUUUAUCCUCAAUCUUAUUUUUAUUUUCAAUUUAAUUUUAUUCUCCAAAUUUGGCUCUUAGGUGUUUUUUGUUUUGUUUUGCUUUUAUGUCUAUAUCUUUUCUUCUGGACUUUUUCCUAAGAAGAAUGUAUGAAGAUGCUUUUGAUGAGAGUUUAAGUUUUCCUUGCCAUUGUGUUUACUCCUUUUAAAACAACGAUGUUUCUGUGAAUUGACAGGGAAUACAUUUAAAGUCAAAAUUAUAUUUAACUUAAAUCCUUGGUCCUAUGUUCAUUUCAAAUCACUUCCUUAUAUGCAAGUGUUAAAAUUGCUUGUAAUAGUCUGCCAUGUGCUAAAUGGUAUUGCAGGUGCAGGAAAAAGCCAGGCUGUCUCAUUGCCUAAGCAUGAUACUUGGCUCUCAGGUAAUCGCUCUGAUUUUACAGUGUGAAAAGUAAAGCAGAAUAAAAUUUUCAACUAUUAACUUCACUGAAAAUAUAAUUAAAUUCCUCAAAAUGCUCCUUACAAAUUUUAGUUUCAGAGUUUAUUACAAUAAAUAUCUCUUCCUGUUUUCUUACUCAUCUCCUCUCCCCACCUCCAGAUCAUUUUGAUGUUUCAGAGAUUUUCUGCUAUUGAGAAUAUUUUCCCACUGAAUUAUUUCUGAUGAAAGCAUCAAGUGCAAUAGUACAGCAUACUGGUAGCCAAUUCCUUACUCUCUAUGAAAAGAAUCAUAGAAUCAUAGAAUCACAAGGUUGGAAACGACCUAUAAGAUCAUCUAGUCCAAUGGUCUCCUCAUCACCAUUGCCACCACUAGCACUAAACCACAUCACGUAGCACGUCAUCCAGACACCUCUUGAACACUGCCAGGGACAGCCACUCCAUCACCUCUCUGGGCAGGCCAUUCCAGUGCCUGACCACUCUCUGUGAGAAAUAGUUCUUCCUUAUGUCUAAAGAAGUAGACAUACAGGGCAUAAUGAAUAACGGCUUAUUUUUGUUCUUCAAAAUGAAUCUUCUUUGAUACAUCUUCAGCAUUUUAAAAUUGGGUAUAUUUAAGAAUCAAUAUAAACUUUCUAAAAAUAUAAACAUUUUUAAUAGAGAGCUUUCAAGUAUUCACAAAUUACUCCAACUUUACAGAGCUGUAUUUUUAGUCAUGCGUAAUUCAUCAUUCUCCCAUUGCUGGCAUCCAGAUUUCUUACACGUGUUCUUAGUUCCCAGUUUUGUUUUGUUUUUUUCCCAGUCCAAGGGACAUGUAAAGCUGGUUGAAUAAAAUAUCAAAGGCAAUAUUUGCGACUCAUUUUGAAACUUCUGUAUGGUGUACACAAAUGAGAAAUUAGGGUCACAGAGCGUUCACAGAGCACAUUUCCAACUUUGAUAGAAGGUUUGAUUCAAGGUUAGCUUUUCUACCAUUUAUAGCAUCUUGUGUAAUCUGGAUAAUAUUUAUCAAAAUAUUAGAAGAGAUAAUACUGUGAGAAGGAUAAUAAAAUAGAAAAAAACAGUAAAAUAGUAUCUAAAAAUGUGAAAAGAAUAUUAGGAGAAUAAAUUUUUGUUUCUUGAGAGAAAACAAUUCUAUUGUUCCCAAUAGAAGCCAUUUGAUUUUAGGAAAAUAACUGCAACCAAUCUACUGGCUCGUAAAUUGAAGUAUUUGAAAGAAGUAUUUAUUUAUUUAUUUAUUUAUUUAUUUUUAAUAUAAAAUGGGAACUUUGUACAUUCAAUAGAAAAGAAGAAAAAAUAUUAGUUAUCCAAAAGUGAUUCUUAAAAUCUCAAUUUUGAAAACAGGAUAUUUUUUGAAUUUGCUAUACCAAGCAGGUGUACAUAUGCUAGGUAAUAUGGACUCAGUGCCAACUCAAAAGAGAAUCUAAAUAUAUAAAUUACAAAAUAUUUCUGUUUAAAAAUAGACUAUCCAUGCAAUGUAUUUGUUUUAACUGGAAUUAGAACGUAUAAAAUAUUCAGCGAAAUGAUUAUUCUUCAGACUUAUUCUCAACCUGCUGUAAAACUUUUCAAUUUGGCACAACCUUAUAUUUCUAGUCUAACUCCCUUGCAAUGAAUAGGACACCUACAACUCAAUCAGGCUGUUCAGAACCUGGUCUAGCCUAACCAUGAAUAGUCUCCAAAAAUGGACCUUCCACCACAUCUAUGGGAAACCCGUUCCCAUACUUCACUACUCUUAUCGUAAAAGCUUCUUCCUUAUAUCCAAACAAAAUCUCCCCUCUUUUAGUUUGAGACCAUUUCCCCUUGUCCUAUCACCACAGACCCCAUUAAAGAGUCUGUCCUUUCUUACAGUCCCCCUUUAGAUACUGAAAGGCUGCUAUCAGGUCUCCCAACGAGCCUUGCCUUGUCUUCUCCAGGCUGAACAGCCUCAGCUCUUUCAGCCUGUCCUCUUCAGGGCAGUUCCAACCAUUGGAUCAUUUUUGUGGCCUUUCUCUGAAAACAAACUCAAAAAGAUCUGUGUCUCUCUUGUACUGAGGACUCCCCAUCUGGACACAUCACUUGACGUGAGGUCUCACCAAUGCAGAGCAGAGGGGCAGGAUCACCUUCCUUGACCAGAAUUGAAGUUUAAUUGCUCAAAUUUGAAAAUAUUAGCUUGAUUUUUGAAUAAAUGUCACAUAUAGUGAGCAUAAGUGUGAGAGCACAGUCAAUUAAUAUCCAUGAAUACUGGCAUGAUGUGGAUAAGUAUGGACUAACUUUCAGAGAUCUCUUUUACCGUGAAAAUUAGCUUUUGUUCUUUACUUCUGUUAAAAGUUGUUCUGUAAGCAAGUCAUGAGUAAAUCUCUCUUACUUUGCAGAGAUAUUUCUUUAUAAAAAUAAUUUACUGUAGUUGCUACAACAUAAUAUAGUGUUCUUGGUUUUAUUUUUCUUUCUGACUGUAAGAAUAUAGAAUUGUAGAAUCAUAGAAUGGCCUGGAUUGAAAAAGGAUAAUAAUAAUCAUCUAGUUUCAAACUCCUUGCAAUAUGCAAGUUUGUCAACUACUAGAACCACAUCUGGCCCAGCCUUGAAUGCAUAUAGGGAUGGGGCAUCCACAACCUCCUUGGGCAACCUUAAGCUGUGAGUUCUAUUUAGAAUGUAAGUACAAAAAUCAACUGUAUAUGAACAAGUAUAUCUCUUAAUUAAUCAACAAGAAGUAUCAUUUAUUAAGUUGCAUCUGCAGCUCCUGGUUACCUAAGAUUAUAGCUUAACGUAAGUGAGGGCUAAGUCUUCCCUACAAGUUGAUGAGUUUAAGUAGGCACAACGUGGUUAGCAGAAUAUUAUAAAUAUUAACUAAAUAUUAACUUCCAGUGCUGACCCUGAGAGUGCAACUGCUUGCAGACGUAUUAUACAAAUUUUCCAUUAAAUUGAUCCAGUUAGAAGUCUGAACCUGAAAUCGAAAUCAGUAUCAUGGAAUGCUACAGUAUAAGUGUGUUUAGUGUGGUAAGGAACUACAGUGCAAAAUAAGGGUACAAUGAUUAGGAAUGUAUGAGAAUAUGUUAUAAAAUGUACAAAUACAGUUGUAAAUACAUUAAAUUAAGCUGUGCUGAGUUUUGCAACAUUUGCAAGAAAUUUACUGAAUGUUAUGCUUUCACUGUGGUUCUAUCAUAUCUUGAACGUGUGUGUACAGAAUGCAAUUGAAAAUAUAGAGCACAAUGUUAAAUUGUGGUAGCCCAGCUUUGUUUGACACUUGUUUUUAAGGAAUUUGAAUUCUGAAAUUGUCACUGUGCAAAAAUAAACA
Messenger RNA from Lagopus muta (rock ptarmigan), 8280 nucleotides. RefSeq names its product kelch like family member 1 (gene KLHL1). Lineage: Eukaryota; Metazoa; Chordata; Aves; Galliformes; Phasianidae. Bases 3 to 2243 code for a protein of 746 amino acids. The record is from RefSeq and is a predicted model, not a curated record. The transcript has 11 exons. Gene Ontology annotation, molecular function: protein binding.